CCUCGACUUUCGAGAUUAAUGUAGCAAAUGUGUUUUACCUUUCAAAUCGCCAUUAAGUAGCUCUUCCCGCACAGAAGAAACACUAUCGAGUGAAGAUGGCAGAUGUUAUGUUUUUGGUUUAUUUUACAUGUUUCUGUUUGUAUCAAGAUUUAGUUUUCUGUGAUGAAUAUGGCGAAAGUGGAAACCAGAUCAAACUAAAUCCAUUCAUCCAUGGAAAACCUGAAGAAAUACUGUGGACACAUAAUGGAAACAAGGUUCUGGAGUAUGACGGGAAGCAGAUGGACACAUAUGGCUCAUUUAAAGACCGUGUAGAACUUGAUUUUGAAACAGGACAGCUCACAAUAAUAAAACUUAACAACCAAGACAGUGGCACAUAUAAGUCUGAAAUUGUGAUCAGUAAGAAGGUUCAUACCUCCAGUCAUACUUUGACAGUUUUGGAUGCUCUGCCAGAGCCUCUGGUAACCUGUGAAGUGGACGAGACUUCAAAUGUGAAAAAACUGUCCUGUUCAGUGGAAUCCCAGACUGAGCCGAGCUAUGAAUGGAGUGGAUCUGAUGUAAAACAGCCAGGGCCAACACUUGUUGUUAAUGAACAGGAGGAAAACCUUAACUCAGUCUAUACCUGCACUGUGAAGAGUAAAGCUGGAAGCAGGACCACAGACUUUAAUCUGCAAGACUGUGCCACAGGCAGAGCAAACCCUGCUGUGCUUGUUCCAGUCUUAAUAGUCAUAUUGCUUCUCAUUAUUCUGCUUGCUGCGCUGGCAUUUUACUUAUACAGACGUAAAAGACCACAGUGUAAGUGCCAUGAAAACAUAUUCAACAUAUCACCAUCAAAACGCAUCUUUAGUUGACUCCCAUGUCUCGCAAAGAUUAUAGUGCAUAGAUUAACAUAAUUUUCUUUUUGUCAUGU
Molecule: messenger RNA, 907 nt
Organism: Carassius auratus (goldfish)
Lineage: Eukaryota; Metazoa; Chordata; Actinopteri; Cypriniformes; Cyprinidae
Product: CD48 antigen-like
Exons: 4
Coding region: 96-848 (250 amino acids)
Cellular component (GO): membrane
Source: RefSeq, a predicted model, not a curated record